This is a messenger RNA of Botrytis cinerea B05.10, 2548 nucleotides long. RefSeq lists its product as hypothetical. The transcript is spliced from 5 exons. Bases 288 to 1979 code for a protein of 563 amino acids. Lineage: Eukaryota; Fungi; Ascomycota; Leotiomycetes; Helotiales; Sclerotiniaceae. The record is from RefSeq and is a predicted model, not a curated record. Gene Ontology annotation, molecular function: transmembrane transporter activity. Gene Ontology annotation, biological process: transmembrane transport.
GGUUGUCAUCAUUGCGUAUACUUGCUCUUUCGGGCCUCUGAGUGGAGAGUUCAGAUACACUGCAUAAUCUCAUAUCUACAUGAUCACCGGCCAUGAUAUACUUCGUGAUAUACACCUUGACCACUUGAGAUGUCUUAAAAACAGAGAGAUCAUCGCAAUGGUUACCUGGCCAAACAAAUAGUGCCUUCUGUCGUCUGCUACGGUCAAAAGGUUAAAGUCGAACUCUCUCCCACAAUAGUUGCUUUUCAUCGUCUAUUCCGCGCUUUAUAUUUGUGUUUUGUUUCGCGAUGGAGCACACCAAUGAUCAACGAGAUGGACUAGACACACGCGCUGUUCCAGGGACCAUUCACUUGGUAGAUCUCGAGGGUGUGAUGAGGGGGCAGCAUGCAUCUGCAUCUCAAUUACAAGAUGUUGUACUUGUUCCAUCGCCAUCCAGCGAUCCAGACGAUCCGCUAAACUGGACGCCAAAACGGAAGAUGUUAUCAACAGCAUGCAUGUCCAUGUAUACUUUGAUGGUUGGAAUAGCAUCUGCCGCAGUUUACAGUGUAUUGGAGCCCAUAAGUGAGGACACGGGCUUAACAGUCGAUCAGUUAAACGCCGGCACGGGCUACAUGUUUUUGUUCUUCGGAUGGGGAACUUUGAUCGCCCAGCCUAUAGCGCUACAAUACGGCAAAAGGCCGGUGUAUCUAUUUUCUAUGCUAGCAACUCUGGGUACCAUGCUAUGGGUGCCGUAUGCUACAUCCAAUUCUGCCUGGAUUGGAAGUAAGAUUCUACAAGGUGCUGUCGGAGCCCCUGUCGAAUCACUAUGCGAAAUUUCGAUUACAGAUAUUUAUUUUGCCCACGAAAGAGGUUCUUAUAUGGGAUUAUAUGCUUUUAUGCUGGCUGGAAGUAACUUUUUAGCUCCAAUACUUGCUGGCUUUAUUAAUGACGGACAAGGAUGGAGAUGGGUGAUGUAUUGGUGUGCUAUCUUUCUAGCCAUCGGAUUUGUAUUCUGCUUCUUUCUUAUGGAGGAGACAAAUUACGAUAGAGCACCUCUCGAAAAGACAACGUCCGGAGAUAACACACCUGGAGUAGCCACGCCAAAAGAAGGAGUUCUCCAAGAGAAGUCUUCCGCUUCUUCAAAGCCACGUGAUCCUGAGAAAGGUACCUCUGUCGACGUCUCAAGAGCAGCAAAUCAGAAUACUGAACUCGGAGCCGUGCAUUAUAAGCCGAAGACAUAUGUCCAAAAGUUGUCUUUGAAGGAUAAGAAAAGAGAUUUCAGACUUUUCCGGAUGAUGAUUAGACCUCUUAUAUUCAUGUCUCUGCCAUCAAUUGCCUACGCUGGAUUCUCGUAUGGCAGUAAUUUGAUCUGGUUCAAUGUCCUCAAUGGGACUGCCUCCUUGAUUUUGAGUGCUCCACCGUAUAACUUUUCAUCUUCCAUGGUCGGGUUAUCUUAUGUUUCUCCCUUACUUGGGGUAGCUUGUGCUUCCUUUUAUUCUGGAGUCAUAGGCGACAAAGUUGUAUUAUGGUUCGCCCGCCGCAACAAGGGCGUUCUGGAAGCAGAGCACCGCCUUUGGCUUUUCUCAGUAUCCAUAAUUCUCAUACCUGCCUCUUUGAUCCUUUGGGGUGUCGGAGCAGCCCAUCACAUACAUUGGUUUGGGCUCAUAUUUGCCAUGUUCCUUAUUGCCGGCUCAAACGCUAUUGGCCUUCAAUUGUCUGUUUCGUACUGUAUUGAUUCUUAUAAAGACCUGAGUGGCGAAGCCAUGGCUACUGUAAUUAUUAUCCGAAAUACAAUGAGCUUUGCAAUGGGCUACGGCAUCACACCUUGGGUUACUAAUAUGGGCUAUCAAAAUGCUUUUAUUGUGGCUGCCUUUGCUGGUCUCGCUCAGGUCCUUACUUUCUUUGCGGUGGUGAAAUGGGGCAAGAGUUGGAGAAAUAACACAAAGGGAAGAUAUUACAAAUACGUGAAGGAAAAUGAGAUUUUAGGAGUCACGCACUAGGAGGAUUAGAAGUACUGGUAGGGAGAGAAAUGUGAACGAGAUCUUGCCUGUCCUCCUGCCCGUCACAUUUCCUCAAAGUCUGGAAUCGACCGAGGCUUCGAGAGACAUGUGGCAAUAAAGGAUGGGCUCAUCACAACACACGCAGUACAUUGAAUAUAUCUUAUUAAUUUCAACCUUGGCACUGGACACCAAUGUCCAGCUGCCACAUCGAAAAUGAACAUUAUCGUCCGCUUGACAGAUAUAUAUGUGGUAUCAUGUGAGUCUGGACUGAAUGCGCUCUCCAACAUCAAUAUUUAAGCUGCGCGUCUAAGAAAACACGAGAUAGAACUUUACACGACGUCUCUGUCCUCGCGCGUCAGGGAAUACGGUGCUGGAUUCGGGAUCUCGGAUCUUAUAGGCAUUAUAUUAAGUGGUGAGACUCGUCCGAACUCAGCUCUAGCUCAGUUGCACGAGACCUAACUGCAGGAUAUUUGACGAUCUCGAGGGGAAACAAGACGCUAAUAAUAGUUAUCAUCGGAAGAAUAAUGAAUCGAAAGGUGCAACGGCUGAAUCCAUCCGCUACCUUAUCA